This is a messenger RNA of Varanus komodoensis (Komodo dragon), 5845 nucleotides long. RefSeq names its product DnaJ heat shock protein family (Hsp40) member C16 (gene DNAJC16). Lineage: Eukaryota; Metazoa; Chordata; Lepidosauria; Squamata; Varanidae. The record is from RefSeq and is a predicted model, not a curated record. The transcript is spliced from 15 exons. The coding region runs from base 338 to 2668 and encodes 776 amino acids.
AUACCGAAGCUGCAUCCGGACUAUGACACAGGGGCUGGCAGGAAUUCCUGGCGAUCAGCCUCUCAGCCCCAGGAGCUGCACGUGUGAAGGGAGGCCUAUCCCAGGGGAAGCUGCAGCCGUGCCCCACGUGGUGCCUCCGUCCAGACGGGCUGGCCUGUGACUCCAAGCAUCCCCCGGCCAGCCUCUUUUGGGACGGGGUGGAAUGCUGAGCUGGGGCAGGCAAGAGGUGUUUGUGCCUUGCUUCUGUCUCCUCUUUGCAGAUUUCCUUGAAGCAUCUGGCUGGACUUUGUUGGAAGCUGGAAUGAUGGAGCUAUGCCCCACCUAGCUAGGAAGCAAGAUGGAAAUGAGAAGGUUAAGCGUCUCCCUGGUUGUGAUCCUGUUCCUCAUCCUGGCCCUGCAAAUCUUGUCCGCUGUUGAUUUUGACCCAUACCGAAUCCUUGGAGUCAGCAGGACGGCCAGUCAGGCAGACAUUAAAAAAGCAUAUAAGAAGCUUGCCCGAGAAUGGCAUCCUGACAAGAACAAGGACCCCGGAGCAGAAGAUAAGUUCAUACAAAUCAGCAAGGCUUAUGAGAUCCUGUCGAACGAGGAAAAGAGAUUAAACUUUGACCGCUAUGGAGACGUGGACGAGAACCAAGGCUUUCCUCAGCAGCAGCAGCAGCGCCCGUUCCACCACUUCCACGAAAGCUUUUAUUUCGACGAAUCCUUCUUCCAUUUCCCGUUCAAUUCGGACCGCCGGGACUCCUCCGACGAGAAGUACUUGCUGCACUUCUCGCACUACGUGAACGAGGUCGUGCCCGACAGCUUCAGGAAGCCCUAUCUCAUCAAGAUCACGUCCGACUGGUGUUUCAGCUGCAUCCACAUUGAGCCUGUGUGGAAGGAGGUGGUCCAGGAGCUGGAAGCGCUUGGAGUGGGGAUCGGCGUUGUUCAUGCCGGAUACGAGAGGCGCCUGGCCCAUCACCUGGGCGCGCACAGCACACCCUCCAUCCUGGGGCUUAUCAACGGGAAAAUAACCUUUUUCCACAAUGCGGUUGUUCGGGAGAAUCUGCGGCAGUUUGUGGAGGGCCUUCUUCCAGCGAACCUUGUUGAGAAGAUUACAGAUAAAACCUACAUCCAGUUCCUGUCAAACUGGAAGAAGGAGAACAAGCCGCAUGUCCUCCUGUUUGACCACAUGCCUCUCGUUCCGCUCUUAUACAAGCUGACUGCGUUUGCCUACAAAGAUUACCUGUCCUUCGGGUAUGUGUUCGUUGGGCUCCGAGGGACUGAAGAGCUGUCCAGCCAGUAUAACAUCAACGUCUACACGCCCACCAUGAUGGUGUUCAAGGAGCACAUCGAUAAGCCUGCAGAUGUCAUUCAGGCCCGAGGCAUGAGAAAGCAGCUUAUCGAUGACUUCCUCUCCCAGAACAAGUUCCUGCUGGCAUCCCGUCUCACCAGCCAGAAGCUUUUCCAGGAGCUGUGUCCCGUGAAGAAGUCUCACCGACAGCGCAAAUACUGCGUGGUCCUGAUCACCAACGAAGGGGACAAGUGCGCCGCCAGCUACGAAGCCUUCCUUGCCUUUGCGGUGGCCAAUACAAAAGACACCUUGCGCUUCGUGCACAUCCACAAGAGCUCCCAGCGGAACUUUGCCCACACUUUGCUAACAGACGACGAAAAGUUCCACGGGAAGUCGGCGGUGGUCAUCUUGGAGAGGCGCAACAACGUUGGCCGAGUGGUCUACCGAGCCCUCGAAGAUCCCUGGAGUGGUAGCAAAGAGGACAGCUUCAUCCUUCUGGAUCUCUUGGAUCAGCUGAGGACUAACCCCGGCUUUCUUUCUUCGGAGGCCGUCCUGCAAGACUUGAAUGAUGAACUUGCUCCCAUUUUCUUCCUUCGAUGGAUCUAUUCUGCCACAGAUUACAUCUUGGACUGCUGGGACAGCCUUUUCCAUAGCAAUUGGCGAGAAAUGAUGCCCUUGCUGUCGCUGAUCUUCUCGGCCCUGUUCAUUCUCUUCGGGACGGUCAUUGUGCAGGCCUUCAGUGACUCGAGCGACGAGAGAGACUCCCCGGUCCCCAAGAAAGAUGAAGGCCCCACAAAGGGCGAGAAGAACGACACGAGCUUCAACAAAGACAGCAGGGUCCCCAAGAAGGGCUUCGUAGAAGUGACGGAGCUCACGAACAUCACCUACACGAGCAACCUGGUGCGGCUGAGACCUGGGCACAUGAACGUGGUGCUGGUUCUCUCAAACCCCACCAGGACGCCCCUGCUGCAGAAGUUUGCCCUGGAGGUCUACAGCUUCACCGGGAGCAACUGCCUCCACUUCUCCUUCCUGAACUUGGACAAGCACCGGGAAUGGCUUGAAUACGUCCUGGAGUUUGCGCAGGACGUGGCACCCAUCCCAAAUCAGUACGACAAGCACUUCCUGGAGCGUGACUACACUGGCUACGUACUGGCCCUGAACGGACACAAGAAGUACUUCUGCCUUUUCAAGCCUCCCAGGUCGGAUGACGACGGGGACGUCUCGGGGCGGCCCUGCGAGGAUGCCCAGCCGGGGGAGGCCCGGGGGAAGCCCCCCUCGGGCAGCCCGCAGGCGAAGUCUGUGAAAAGCAAACUGGAAAGGCUAUCCCUGUGGAUGGAACGACUCUUGGAAGGCUCCUUGAAACGGUUUUAUAUUCCCUCGUGGCCUGCACUAGACUGAACAAUAAAGGUUUCAGACGGGGUUGGAAGGAGAAUCUUAUCACUGCAGACUUGGAAAGAGGACAACCCUAAGCGUCUCUCCUUUGGGAAUUUUACAUUGUGUCGGAUAGACAGUAGCUUUUUAGGUGAAUUCUCCUAGGCCCAGUGAAUUAGAAGCACCCUUCCCACAUCCUUGACCUUGGAGCAGUGGGAAGCAAUGCGCCGGCAUCCGCUCUGGCAUCGAAACGGCUCCGGAUGUUGGGGAGCUAUACAGUGGGGAAAGGACAGCAGUGAGCACCCCACCCCCGAUCCUCUCCCAUUUUCCCAUCCUGCUCCGGGGCUUCCACCAGCGUUGACGGAGGCCUUGCUGCUGCGGGAGCUCUUCUGUGUACUGGUUUGUCUUUGUUUCAGGUACUGGUUUCAGUUUAUGGCACACCUUCUGUGCGCAUUCAGGUGUCUCUGCCUUCCUUGCCCCACGCAUGCUGCUGGCCCUCAUUGAGCUCUUUGCCAUACCAUUAUCCUCUGGUUUCCCCCUGAAGUGACAAUUUAGGGUGUGUAUGGCGGGGGGGGGGUCUCUCUACCACAUGGCUAAUGGGUCAAGAAAUGUGGGGAGGGGGCUGUUAAGCUUCCUUCAUGCCCUCCAGCUCUGGGUGCAAUAAAUUGACCUGUGGAUUGUCAGCUAAGCUUCUCUCAGGGCAGGAAGUGGCUGAGCGAGCCGUGAAAACUGUACAAGUCGAUGAGCCAUUUUAAAAUCUGUGUUCCUUCCGCUGCCGUCCUGCCUCCGCCAUGUCUGGUUUUUCGUUUUAAAGUAUUUUAGAGCUCCUACCCUCAAAUCAUGUCCAUAGAUUGUAGAUAUAAUCUGCUACAAGCCAAGAGCCAUGUGAAAAACAACUUUGCAAUUGCUGCCUUGGAGUCGCUCUCCACAUAACUCUUUCUUUUCCAAAAUGGAAUCUCCCGAUUCAUUGCUAGGACAGUAAUUUAAUUCUGUUUCUUUGUACCAAGGAGCUUGUGUUGUUUCUGUAAUGAUUGUAUUUCCCUGGAUAGGUUUGGUUUGAAACGCCUUCAAAACUACUGCAGUUACUCACAUGGAAGUCCUGCCCCUUUGCAUUUCUGCUCUGUCAGCCUCUCGGAAACUCUUCUUGAGAUGGACAGAUGUUUACCAAAUCGCCAGGCUGCCUCUCAGCUAUUCCUUGGCCCUUCCCACCCCUCUCGGAAUCCGCUGCUCAGUACAUUGCAGAAUCUCUCUCCAUUUCCGGAGCCUGCCGGCAUGCUUUGCAGGCUGAGAGGGUAGAAUCGGAGAGAAACUUCAGACCAUGGGGCGAGCCAACCUGGCCAAGUGUGUGAGCAGAGAGAGCGGUCUUGCAGGGACCCACCUCUGUUCAGAAGGAUGGCCCUGCAGAAGAAUGGGCAGGUGGGAUACUGAGCUUCGGUCUGUGAUGGGAGCCCGCCAGGUGCAUUUGUCAAGCAGCACGUGCAGCCCUGUGCCAGGCGGCUGGGGCUGUGGCAGGGCCCACCCAGCUCGGGGCCUGUGCCCUCCCCUUGUAGCAGGAGCAGCUCAGGAGAGACGCAGGCAUGCACGCCUGCACGCCUAUUUUGGGGGAGCAGCUGCUCUCUGUCUGUCACAGCGACCGGGAUGGUGCUCCAGUUCCCAUGGGCGUGGCUUCCCCGUCCGUGCUGGACCUGCCCCGUCUGUCUGUCUUGCCGUCUGCUCCAGGCAGGCCACUGCAAGUGGGUCAGGUUUCUUUGCAUCCAGGCCAAAGAUCCGGUUACUCCGUUCGGCCGCUUGGAGCAAAGUGCCUUUUGCAGAAUGGGGUCUCGAGGUUUGACCUGUGGUGACUUCGCUGAGCAGACUGCAAAUCCGGCUCUGUGUGGCUCCCCACGGACUCGGUGAGGGAAGGUCCGUACAGAGAGGAGAUGGAAGCGGUGGAGCUGCAGGGCCAGCGGAAUGCAGCCGGCCUGGGCAGGAGGAGUUAAGUGCCCCAGCGGAGGACAGGCGAAGCGAGGAAAUGGUCUGGCCAGCUGCUGCUGCAGCCACCGGGUUCAGCUCAGGCCGCAUGCUUCAGAUGCGCUUAGGUUUCAGAUGUGGCUGGUGGAGCCUCCAGGCAGACCCAGGAUGAGGAAACCGGUGGCCUUCCAGAUGUUGCUGGGAGACCACUCCCGGCCCCCCCGGCCCUUGACCGUGUUGCCACGAAAGAGUCCAGAAACAUCUGGAAUGCCACAGGUUUCCUUGAGGAGGCCCAGGAAAAGGCAAGCAGGCCUUUUGAUGCUCAAAUGCCCCUGGCGUCUUCAGACAGUGCGUGGGAUGAGCUGGGGGUGCUGCUCUCGUGGUGCACAGCCCAGCUGCUUCCUGGCUGCCGUCCUGCCCAGGGCUGGGUGCCUGCAGAAGGGGGCGAUGUCCCAGGCAGAGGCUGGCGGUGCUUCUCAUCACCCCAGUUCAAAACAUGGCCGGCAGAGGGGCAGCUUUUCGGCGGUGGAGCGGCUGGGCCUGAUGGCGGUCCUGGUUCCUGCACGGAGCAGCCCCUGCUCUUUGUGCCUCUUCGCCAAGGCUGCCCCCUCGGCACGGAAUUGGGCACUGACACAGAGCUGCACCUGCUGCCUGAGCGGCCUUCCUCUGCACAAGGUGUAAAGCCUCUGCCGCUCGCGUCCGGAGCGGGGCCUCUGCUUUGCCAGGCGAUGAACACCUCCUGCUAAGACUGAACCCGUUAACCCAGAAAUGCACACUGCACAUCGAACCGAUCUUCUCUUGCAAUGGUCUGCAGAAGGAGGGGGUUUCCACUGCCAGAUCUGUGGAACGGCUUUCUGAAGCUACCAUUCUGGGAAAUGUUAAUGUAGAAUCCGAUCCCACGUGUGCUGCUUGUUUUUUGCUUUUGACAUCAAUGUGGCGCCCCCAACAGCCUCCUUGUGCCAGCCAUCUUGUCUCCUCCAGAAACACGACAGAAAUGAUUUGAAGCUGGUAUGAAGAAACGUCUGACCCAGGUUGAAGGGACUGGUUCAAAAAGAAAGAUAAAUACUUUGCACUUUUGAUACUCUGUCAGGGAGGGCAGGGAAUAAAUAAGUUAUUGGGCAAAUUGUCUUAUUUUUAUUUUUUGUUUUGUUUUUGUAUUUGUGAACAGGCACAAAUUUUUUUUUGGUUUGGUUUUGCUUUAAGAUCUCUUAUGGAUUUGCAACUGAAAUAAACUAUUUUAAUGUGCGAUCAGAA